AUGUCUCACGGCAAGCAGUUCACGCUCUACAGCCACACCAUGGGCCCCAACGGAUGGAAGGUCGCCAUGGUUCUCGAGGAACUCGGCCUCUCCUUCCACACCAUCUUCCUCGCUUUCGACAAGGGCGAGCACAAGGCGCCCGCAUACACCCAGCACAACCCCAACGGCCGCACUCCAACGCUCAUCGACCACCACAACGGCGACUUCACGAUCUGGGAGUCGGGGGCGAUCAUCCUCUACCUCGCGGACAAGUACGACAAAGAGGGCAGGCUGUCGCCCGCGCAGGACGACGAGCGCGGCCGCUACGCACUCGUCCAGUGGCUCUUCUUCCAGGCGUCCGGCCAAGGCCCCUACUUCGGGCAGCUGGGCUGGUUCCAGCGCCUGCACCCGGAGAAGCUCCCCUCCGCGAUCAAGCGGUACGAGAACGAGGUCGUCCGGGUGUUCGGCGUGCUCGAGAGCGUGCUGUCGAAGCGGGCGUGGCUGCUCGGCGACAAGUGCACGGUCGCGGACAUCUCGUUCGUGAUCUGGAACAUGGGCCCCGUUUCGCGCGGGAUGCUCUCGAACGUCGAGGGGCUGGACGUGCCGACGAAGUUCCCGGCUUUCUACGCAUGGCACCAGAAGCUUAUUGCGCGCGAGGCGGUGAAGAAGAUGCUCGCGCAACAAGUUGUCCCCGGUGCGCCUCCGAAGGCGUAA
Epithele typhae is the source of this 693-nucleotide messenger RNA. RefSeq names its product glutathione S-transferase C-terminal-like protein. NCBI's taxonomy places the organism in Eukaryota, Fungi, Basidiomycota, Agaricomycetes, Polyporales, Epitheliaceae. The coding region runs from base 1 to 693 and encodes 230 amino acids. The record is from RefSeq and is a predicted model, not a curated record. The transcript has 4 exons.